Ricinus communis (castor bean) is the source of this 3026-nucleotide messenger RNA. Its product is annotated as CSC1-like protein At1g32090. The record is from RefSeq and is a predicted model, not a curated record. NCBI's taxonomy places the organism in Eukaryota, Viridiplantae, Streptophyta, Magnoliopsida, Malpighiales, Euphorbiaceae. Gene Ontology annotation, cellular component: plasma membrane. Bases 274 to 2766 code for a protein of 830 amino acids. The transcript is spliced from 11 exons. Gene Ontology annotation, molecular function: calcium-activated cation channel activity.
ACCCAAUAGGAGCAUCCUAACUAACAUUUGCUUUACAGAUCAAACCCACAAAGGCCAUAGCAUCCCCACUUCAACUUUACUAUCCAAUUAAUAGCAAUAUAACAAAAAGAAAGUUGACAUCUUUACUUUCCUAUAAUAUAACAACAAAAUAAUGUCAUAUUCUUUCCUUCUUGCUGCUUCAAUUCCAUACUUAUAUCACCUAUCCAACUUCUACCCUUUUCUUUUUCUCCUCUAAAUUAUACAAAUACUGCACUUUCCUUUGUUUUCUCUUCAAUGGCAACUCUUGGGGACAUUGGGGUAUCAGCAUUCAUAAACAUAGUGAGUGCUUUUGCAUUCUUGCUAGCUUUUGCUUUGUUGAGAAUUCAACCAGUCAAUUACAGAGUUUACUUCCCAAAACGGUAUAUUUCCGGAGAAAGAAGCAGUCCAAGAACAAGAGGAAACUCUGUUGGUAAAUUUGUUAAUCUUAAUUUUAAGACUUACUUGACUUUCUUGAACUGGAUGCCUCAAGCCAUGAGAAUGAGUGAGUCUCAGAUUAUCAAUCAUGCUGGCCUUGACUCUGCUAUUUUCUUGAGGAUUUACACUCUUGGCUUGAAGAUUUUUAUACCUAUAACGGUCCUGGCACUCCUAAUACUUAUUCCAGUCAAUGUAUCAAGUGGAACUCUCUUCUUUUUAAGGAAAGAAUUGGUUUUGAGUGACAUUGAUAAGCUUUCAAUAUCAAAUGUCCGUCCUAAAUCCAUAAGAUUUUUUGUUCACAUAGCCUUGCAAUACUUGUUCACGAUAUGGACAUGCUUCUUGCUCUACAAGGAAUAUGAUAUUGUAGCAUCAAUGAGGUUGCGUUUCUUGGCUUCACAAGGCAGGCAUGCAGAACAGUUCACAGUAGUGGUGAGGAAUGUCCCACAUGUUUCUGGUCAGUCAAAAUCAGACACGGUGGAGCAAUUUUUUAAAACAAACCACCCAAAUACUUACCUUUGUCAUCAGGCAGUUUAUAAUGCGAAUAAAUUUGCAAAACUUGUGAGGAAAAGGGAUAGGCUCAGAAAUUGGCUGGAUUAUAACCAGCUUAAGUUUGAAAGGCAUCCAGACAAGAGGCCCACCCGAAAGGGAGGAUUUUUGAGACUUUGGGGUGAAAGAGUUGAUUCCAUUGAUUAUUACAAACAACAAAUUCAAGAACUGGAAAAAAGGAUGGCUAUGGAGCGCCAGAAAAUUCUCAAAGACCCUAAAUCUAUGUUGUCAGUUGCUUUUGUUUCAUUUAAUUCACGUUGGGGGGCUGCUAUUUGUGCACAAACACAGCAAAGCAACAACCCAACACUAUGGUUGACGAACUGGGCACCAGAACCUCGUGAUAUUUAUUGGCGAAAUUUGGCUAUACCAUUUGUUUCAUUAAGCAUCCGGAAGCUUAUAAUAUCUUUAUCAGUGUUUGCUUUGGUGUUCUUCUACAUGAUACCCAUUGCUUUUGUGCAAUCCCUUGCAAAUUUAGAGGGUCUUGAAAAAGUUGCUCCUUUCCUCAGGCCUGUAAUAGAAUUGGAAUUCAUCAAGUCAUUUCUACAGGGUUUUCUUCCUGGUCUGGCACUUAAAAUCUUUUUGUACAUUCUGCCUACAAUUCUGAUGAUAAUGUCAAAAAUUGAGGGAUACAUUGCGGUUUCAACUCUAGAACGCAGAGCAGCAGCAAAAUAUUAUUACUUCAUGCUGGUGAAUGUAUUCUUGGGAAGCAUCAUAACUGGCACAGCCUUUCAGCAGCUUCAUUCUUUCCUUCACCAAUCGCCAACCCAGAUUCCGAGAACAAUUGGAGUUUCAAUACCAAUGAAGGCUACUUUUUUUAUUACAUAUAUAAUGGUUGAUGGGUGGGCUGGUAUUGCUGGUGAGAUCCUCCGAUUGAAACCAUUGGUCAUAUUUCAUCUUAAGAACAUGUUUUUGGUUAAAACUGAGAGGGAUAGAGAGAAGGCCAUGGAUCCUGGCAGUGUGGACUUCCCCGAGACUCUUCCUAGCCUCCAACUGUACUUCCUUUUGGGGAUUGUCUAUGCAGUGGUUACUCCAAUCCUGCUUCCGUUUAUACUAGUGUUCUUUGCCUUAGCAUACUUGGUUUACCGCCAUCAGGUAAUUAAUGUCUACAACCAACAAUAUGAGAGUGCUGGUGCGUUCUGGCCUCAUGUUCACAGCCGCAUAAUAGCAAGUCUAUUGAUAUCUCAACUUCUAUUGAUGGGUUUGCUGAGUACGAAAGAGGCUGCUAAUUCCACUCCUUUGCUGGUUAUCUUGCCCAUAUUGACAUUGGCCUUCCACAAAUACUGCAAGAAUCGCUUUGAACCUGCAUUUAGAAAGUAUCCACUAGAAGAAGCCAUGGCCAAAGACAUCACAGACCAGACAGCAGAACCUGAUCUGAACUUAAAAUCAUGCUUGGCCGAUGCAUACUUGCACCCCAUUUUCCAUUCAUUCGAGGAAGAAGAGUUAGUUGAGGUCAAAGUAGAUAAAUGCCACAGAGUAGAUAAAUGCCAGACACAUGUUGCCGAUACUCAAGCUAGCCAACUUAGCUCCCCCUCGCCACCACAUCAAGUCCAUCAUCCUUCUUCCCCGCCACAUGCGUAUCAGCCUCCGCCUCCACAAUAUGUAUAUCAUUCUUCGUCUUCACCUCAACAUGUCUAUCAUCCAUCUUUCCCACCACAUGUAUAUCACUCUCCUCCGCCGCAACAUGUCUAUCAUCCUUCAUCUCCGCCUCACUACAUUUAUCACUACUCUCCACCCCAUUAUCCCUAUAAUUAUGACAAUGAGCCCUGAACAGAGGUAUUGAUCUCCACAGAAGAAUUGCUAACCAUUUUUUGCUGCUUACACUGUUCAUUGAGAUAGCAUCCAUUUCACUUGUAAAUUAUGAAUGUAUUUUCCUUUUCUAGUGUACAUGGAUUCUCUACCAUGCAUCUUUGAUUGCUACUGCUAGUUGGUAAUGUACUUGUAUCACGAUCUAAAGUUUUCCACCUUGUACUUAUGCAUCAUUAGUUCUAUGGAAUUGCUAAGUAAAGCGUUUGCUUUUUCAUCACAAA